CGUGGGGUGGGUGGCCCGGCGGCCCGGCGGGCCCUCUGCGCGGGGGGCUCCGCGCCGCCGCCGGGAUCUCGCGGCCUGCUGCGGGGCGGCGCAGGCGGGGAGCGGCGCCAGGCGGGCGGCCUCCCGGGAGCCCUCGGGGGCCAUGGCCCCGCGGCCGCUCGCGCGGACGCUGGCGGUGGGCGCUGGUGUGGUGUGCCCCGUGCAGCCCGUGUUCGUCGAGCCGAUGCCCACGCCGGAGGACUGCCCGCACUGCGGCUUCGCGGAGUGGUCGUGCGAGUCGUCCUGCAGCCCGCUGCUGCGCAUCGAGUUCAAUUUCUCCCACUGGACGGACGGGUGCUACGAGGAGAUCCCAGGGAACGACAGGACCCUGUUCUGGGACGUCGACGUCUUCUGCCAGGUCCCCGAGGCCGAACACGAACUGGGGCUCACCUGCGACUCGAUGCACGACUACGUGAUGCACAACCCCUACGUCCUGAACUUAGACCGCUGCACGCUGAGCGGUACCUCGACAAUGUCGGCCAUGGAGGAGUGCCAUUGGACAUGCAAGUUCGGGCGGCCCGUCUACCGUUGCGCGUGGACCUUUGACCCCGAGGGCAAGUUCGACCACGGCGGCGUCUCGACCCUGGAGAAGUGCUGGCUAAUGGAGGGCUGCACCAACUCCUGGCCCUGGAAGCAGAGGGUGAAGGCCGCGUGCAGGCCCAUGGACUUGUGGGUGCAGGCGGGCCUGAGCGAGCAGCAGAAGCAUGACCUGCAGGAGCAGCUGCUGCACCUGGGCGGCCCCCUCGCCGACGCGACCGAGGUGCUCGUGGAGGCGUUGAUGGCUGCGGGCCUGACGAAGGAGGAGGCCGACGCGGCCUGGAGCAGGUACAACGCCACCGUGCAGGAGCUAACCUCGCACGCUGAGGCGCUCAACAGCGCUGGGCUGCUCCAGGCUGCUCUGGACGGCGUGGACGGCGGCGCCCAGAGGGUCGACACCGUGUUGACGACGGUGUUGCUCCAAGGGGUCGAGUACAUACAGCUGGUACAGACGGUUGUUGCAGCACAGGCCGUCAAGGGCGUGAUCGUCGAGGCGGCCAGGGGCGAUUACACCUCAGACGACGUGGUGGUGGAGUUCAGCCAGGACAGCAAGUUAACAAUUGAGGCCUCGCUUGAAGCUCGUGGCGCAUUCAAGGCGACGCUUGCGCUCGUCAAUCUGCGACGGUCCGAGACGCUCGGGGUGGACGUCCUCGCGGCGCUGCAGGCCACGCCGGGCGUCGUGUCCGACGGGGCCCGAGUCUCCGUAGAGUCCGUGCGGGUGGAGGUGGUGCGCGCGCCAGAGGAGGGCACCGUCGACCUCGCCGAGGAGGUCGAGGCCUACAGGGAACUGGUGAGGAGCCAGCAAGACGAGAUCCAGGGCAACAGGGAGACGGCGAGCAUCCUGACGAUCGUGGUGGUCGCGAUGGGCGUGCUCGUCGUGUGCCUGAGCGUGCUGGCGGUGGCGAUGUGCAUCGCGCGGAAGAGGACCGAGAGGGUGUUGCCCCCCACCGAGUCCAACCGCAUCGUCAUCGGCCGGCCUAUCGGCCAGACGGAGCCCGUCGUGUCCCGCGCGCGCGGGGAGGGCGCCGCCUGCGCGAAGGGCGGCGAGGCCGAGCCUGCCCCGGCCGGCAUCGUGGACGCCGUGCCGCUGAAGCCCGCCCAGGGGCCAGGUGCGGGCCCGACGAAGGGCUCUGGGUUGAGAGGCCUGGAAGUGUGACGGCGCUAAGCCUAAGAAGGAGGUUGUAUCUUUAUGUUUGAGUCGUUGUUUUCCCUCCUCACUAAGCCCGCCAGAUGCUGCCGUAGCCAGGGCCUUGUCGGCGACGCCCUGGUCUGCUAUCAGUGUCCACUUGGGCACGGAGCUCGUGAAGCUCGACGUAGCCACCAGCCCAGAGGGGGCGGUGCGGGACGCAGCGCGCACUGCGAUUUGCUCCCCGCGCUGCAGUUGUAGUUAGUUUUAUUGCUUGGCUGUCGAUCGGUUGAUCGGGAGGGCGGUUGGAGUGAUGUACGGAACAAGGUUCUGAGUUUUCCCUGAUGCGAGCUUCUGUUAUGUCUCCUCGCAAGCUAGUGAUGUGUCCUCACCUGUACCAUCUGUUUUCGCUGCUGCGCCGUUGGUGCAACCAGCUGGAUGCCGUAUGGCAUCCAUACCGGCGUGGAUCGUGGGAGCUCGCUGGCUCAUUGGCUGGACAUGUCACCAGCUCCAGCCCAGGCCUGUCUGCCACUACUCGUGCGGUAUACGGCAGCCUCGUUCCAUGCACCUUGCCGCGCUACACUUGAAAUCGCGAGGCUCAUGCAUCGAAAGAAA
Molecule: messenger RNA, 2317 nt
Organism: Prorocentrum cordatum
Lineage: Eukaryota; Dinophyceae; Prorocentrales; Prorocentraceae
Source: the annotation of a GenBank genome assembly